Coniosporium apollinis CBS 100218 is the source of this 1533-nucleotide messenger RNA. RefSeq lists its product as uncharacterized. The record is from RefSeq and is a predicted model, not a curated record. Gene Ontology annotation, molecular function: N,N-dimethylaniline monooxygenase activity; flavin adenine dinucleotide binding; NADP binding. Bases 1 to 1533 code for a protein of 510 amino acids. The transcript has 3 exons. Lineage: Eukaryota; Fungi; Ascomycota; Dothideomycetes.
AUGAGUGUGCAAGCUUUGUUCGAGCAUCUUCUCACCAACCCCAUCCUUUUCAUUUACCAAGUCUAUCAAUGGCUGCUUGACAGGCUCCUCUCGCCUGCACCUCCACCUCCCAAGUCAGAGCAGCUUUUGGACAGGCCAAAGAUCGCAGUCAUUGGUGCCGGCCUGACUGGCGUCUCCGCCGCUUCCCACUGUGUUGGCCAUGGCUUUGAGACUACCAUCUUCGAGGCUGGUGGUCGGAAUUCCCUUGGUGGAAUAUGGGCUAAAGUAAACAACACAUCCGGCCUCCAGAUUCACAGUAUUAUGUACCGCUUCCACCCCUCCAUAAAGUGGAGCAAAGGCUACCCCGACCGCCAGCAGAUCGUCAGUCAGAUCACGCAGCUCUGGAGGCGCUACAGCCUCGAAGACCGCACCAAGUUCAACACCAAAGUCACCAAGGUCUUCAAAGACCGCCAGGGCAGAUGGAUCGUCAACGACCCUUCGAACGGCCGUUUCGACGGCAUCAUCGCCGCCGUCGGCACCUGCGGCGAUCCCAAGAUGCCUCACAUUCCGGGCCAGGAGAAGUUCCAAGGCGAGAUCUGCCACUCCUCCCAGCUCGACGGCAAGCAGGCCAAAGACAAGAAAGUGAUCGUGAUCGGCGGCGGUGCAUCCGCGGUCGAAGCGCUUGAAUUCGUCGCCGCCGAAGACGCGGCACAGACCUCCAUCCUCGCGCGCUCCGAGAAGUGGAUCAUCCCGCGGAACCCCUUGGUCGAUGCGCUGCUCUCUCUCAACGUCUUCGGGCAGGAGACGCUCCUGUCCUGGAUCCCAGAGGGCCUCCUCCGUCUGUUCUUCUACCGCGACCUCGCUGAUCUCGCCCCACCGCCUGGCAGCAAAGGCAUCUUCACUGACACGCCGAUGGUCAACGACGACGUCUUCAGACUCGUUCGCGCGGGCAAGGCGAAGUGGCUCCGCGGCGACAUCCUCGGCUUCGAGGAGCACGGCGUGCGCUUCAACCGCCGCGCCCAAGGCGUGCCCAAGGGCGGACCUGGCCGCGAGGAGUUCAUCGAGGGUGAUGUGUGCAUCAUGGCGACGGGCUACACGCGGCCCUCGCUUUCGUUCCUUCCGGAUGAGUGCUUCGAGGAGGGUUACGAGCCCCCGAAUUGGUACCUCCAGGUCUUCCCACCGGCUCAUGUUGAUGUCUGCGCGAACAACUGCACGUAUGUCAAUGCGAUUGGGACGGUUGGGAACUACCAUAUUGGCAUCUAUACGAGAUUCCUGCUGGUGUUCCUUGUUGAUCCGCUGGCGAGGCCGCAGCGGUGGUGGAUGAAGCGGUGGAUCGACAUGACUAGGUUCCUUAAAUCCAAGGCACCGGGUGGUGCGUUCGACUUCUUUACGUAUGGCGAACUGCUAUACUGGUUCGUCUUCAUCAUCGUUAUCAACCCCUUCAGGUGGAAGUGGGCGCUCUUCGUGCUGUUUGGCAUCGGAGAGGCGCUGCCGAUGAGGAUCGUGCAGCGGGAGAAUAGGCUGAGGAACGGAACAGGUAUGAAGCAGCUUUAA